CUGUCAUCCCGCCUCCUCUACCCUAUUACGAUCUUCCUCGCGGAACUUAUCCCCCUUACUCUGGUUCAAGCUGAGGGGCUCGCCGACGUGAUCCGCGACCUGAUUUCGAACGACAUCACGAACAGUUCCUUAGACUGCGGUCCUCAUCCCCCGCGCAGGCGUGCCUACCCUCGCCCCCGUCGAGGGAGGCUUCCAACGAUGGGCUUGGCGUACAACACAUAUCUCAACAGCAGCAAGGUGUACGGCUGCAAGACUUGCAAAGCACAUUUGUCGAACCAUGAAGACAUCAUUAGCCGGGUACGUUCCUCGCCUCUUCUCAACCUAGGGAGAGACAGAAAGCAAACAAACAGGACGGAGAAAGACGACGCAGACGUUGUAGAAAAUAUGCUGACCGCUGCCUCCCUCUCAUCUGCUCAGAACUUUCGAGGCCAACAUGGCAAAGCCUACCUCUUCAACAGUGUCGUCAACAUCGAGACGGGUGAGCCAAGCGAGCGAAACAUGACGACCGGCCGCCACAUCGUACGUGACAUCACCUGCAAGCAAUGCAAGGAGACGGUUGGUUGGAAAUACGACAAGGCAUACGAAGCCACUGAGAAGUACAAGGAGGGCAAGUUCAUACUCGAGGCUGAGCUCCUUUGCAACGUCACCUGA
Messenger RNA from Colletotrichum karsti, 651 nucleotides. Its product is annotated as putative yippee-like protein. Gene Ontology annotation, cellular component: ubiquitin ligase complex. The transcript has a single exon. NCBI's taxonomy places the organism in Eukaryota, Fungi, Ascomycota, Sordariomycetes, Glomerellales, Glomerellaceae. The record is from RefSeq and is a predicted model, not a curated record.